Molecule: messenger RNA, 495 nt
Organism: Grus americana (Whooping crane)
Lineage: Eukaryota; Metazoa; Chordata; Aves; Gruiformes; Gruidae
Product: atherin-like
Exons: 2
Coding region: 7-495 (162 amino acids)
Source: RefSeq, a predicted model, not a curated record
GCCAGCAUGAAAGAAACGGGCUCGCACAAGCAGGGACCCACCAAACCGAUGUCCUCGACGGCCGCCACCUCCUCAAGGCUGAGGAUCACUGCUAACUCGCCCCGGUCCCCCUGUCGGCUUCAAAAUGGCGCCAACUUGUCUCCGGCUGCUCCAAUGGAACCGCCGAGGGAAGCAAGCGGAGCCAGAGCGAGGCAGCAGCGCCCCCUGCCGGCUCGCGCGGCCGACACGCGCAGGCACCGGCCGGAGCCGCCGGUCACAGGGCCCGCGGCCAGCGCUCCCCGCAACGGCGGCCCGCCGCGCCCCGGCCCCCCGCGUGGCCCAAGGGGCCCUGCCCUCCGCGCCGCCGCCGGCGAGAGCCGCAGAGCACCGCUGCCAGGCGACGAAGGGGCCGGAGAAGGGGGUGGGGUGUUAAAAGUCACGACCCCUCCCCUUGCCUGCUCGAGCCCCGGGGCCCAAGAAAGCCCUCGCGUUCCAGGGGGGGAAGCCUGCCGCUAA